AAACAAAGGCACCCUCUAUACCUAGUAAGCUUUGUGCACAGUAACCCUUUAUGAAAGCCUUUGUUACUCCACGCCCCACUUACUGAAAGAGAAGGUGUUUGUGAAGCAGAGAACUCAUUAGGAUCUGGUCCUGCUUUGGAGCAAUCUUUUACAUUUUUAAGGAUGGUCAAACUGGGAAAUAAUUUCAGUGACAAGGGCACAAAGCCUCCAAUUUGUGAGGAUGGAUUCGACACCAUCCCUCUUAUGACCCCCCUAGAUGUCAAUCAGCUGCAAUUUCCACCUCCAGACAAGGUCGUGGUCAAAACAAAGACUGAAUAUGAGCGGGAUCAUAAGAAAGGCAAAUUCCGUACUCCAAAGAUAGCAGAAUUUACCAUAAGUAUCAGUGAAGGCGUGUCUGAAAGGUUCAAGGUAACUGUUCUUGUCCUGUUUGCUCUGGCAUUCCUGGCCUGCGUUGUGUUUCUUGUAGUCUACAAGGUGUACAAAUAUGACCAUGCUUGUCCUGAAGGAUUUGUGUACAAGAAUAAUCGCUGCAUUCCUGCAGCUCUGGACAACUAUUACACCGAGCAAGACCCAAGUGCACAAGGGAAAUUUUAUACCGUCAUAAAUCACUACAACCUUGCGAAGCAGACCAUCACGCGUUCUGUCUCACCAUGGAUGACCGUCCUGUCCGAAGAGAAACUCUCUGAACAAGAGACCGAAGCUUCACAGAAGUCAGCUUAGUUUGAUUGGUAUAUAAAGUUGAAGGAUACGUGAAAACAACCUGGGGACUCAAAAAAGAGCUUUAAAGAUAAUUAAACCUUUCCCUGCCUCUUUGGCAACUAAGUGGUUGAGGGUUAUUUAGAGAUUAACUGCAUUCAUGGUUAAAAUGCUUCUGUUUUCUGGUAUUGCUGUGCACACACUACUGUACAGAUCACCUGUAAAGUACAUCAACUGCAGGCAUAUCAGCACACAUCUGUUAAACUAUUUCAUACAAGAGAAACCUGAUCUAAUUGGAUUUCAUUUUUAAUUAAACAGAUCUUCGUUUCAGCAUUUUAGGGAAAUGUGAUAAAGCAGUAAAAAGUUUUUAAUUGUUUAGCAUCCAAAACAAAUUCUAGUUUAAUACUGCAAAAAAAAUCAAAACUAGCACCAAGGGGAAAAAAAGAUGAUUUUGUUUCAUUUUUGUAUUUCAGGUAAAUUCGACAACAAAAAUAUUCUGAUUUAUAAUGACGUUUAGAUAUCUUUAAAACUUCACAUUAAUCCAAUUAACGUGUUUUAUAUUGAUCUUCAUAACUUGAGACUCUUCAGUUGACAGCAGCAACAUUCUGUGAAUUUUUAAAUUUUAGAAUCCUUAAAAAAAACAACAACAAACAAACAAAAUCUGCAAUAAAAUUUCACAAUUUCUUUCUAAUAAAUCAAUGGACAUUUUCAGCAAAGAUUUUUAUUGUUCAGUCAAGUGAGAAUAAUUCACCUAAGAAAAGUUUUGUUACCUGUUAUCAUUCUUAACUACAGAACAUAUCUUUUUCUGAUUUUCAGUUUUAUUAUGUGGUAUAAUUAGGGAAUAUAGUUGUUUCCUUUGUUAACACCAAUAAAAUAUAAAAAUGAAAAAAAUUCUGCCAAGUGACAUCUCUUGUAAAGUUUUACGCAAAGGUGUGAAUUCUAAAUACAAUGACAUUUUGUGGCAGAAUCAUUGUUUCAAUAAAUAUAUUAUUGUUAAAAUUUAAACACUGUAAAAUUUCAACACAAUACUUGUUCCUAGGUAUUCAUCACUGUAGUGAAUGCAAAAAGUAUAUUUAAAAUGAGUCUACGACUUGAUUUACUGGAUAUGUCUCCUAGGAAACAGUAUGAAAUACAAGCAAAAAUAUGAUAGAAAAUGAAUAGAACUAUACACGUGCAGAAACCGUUUAUCCACUGACAUGUACAGUAUAGUUUUAGAAAACAUAGUUUUUGCAGAGACGUAGUCUUUUCUUGGCUCAGUAUAAAGCUUAUGCUAGAAAAACACCUGAUUUUCUUUAAUCAUUUAUAUGCAUGUAUUGCAUAUAUGAACGACUGUCAUUUUCUUUCCCGAGACCUUAAAGUCGACUUAAAAACUGAGAAAACAUAUGUUCAUGCACAACUGAAUUAGAAUCUUUUUUUUCCCAGUAAAAAGUAAUACAUUCUGUAGACUACACAGCAAAUAUUAUACCAUACAGUGAUCAGUAGAAAACCAGCAUUCUUGAAGCUUGCAUUUUGUAUAUAUUUAUCAUUUAACAAGUCCCUACAGUGGCUUUAGCAUCCCUUGAUAUGCACAUACUGUAGCCAUAGUGUAUAUGUAUGCAAACAUGGCCAGUUUACUUAGUACUCACGUUCAUUCCUAGGGCACUCAAUAACAUCUGUUUAUUCAGUACUACAUUGUUUUUUUUUAUGUUUAAUGCAUUCUGUGUUUCUCUGUAUAAUAAGCAACAAUUUUAAGUGUAAAUUGAUAUUUAGUAAGUAAACUAGUAUACCUGCGUUACAAUGCAUUAUUAUUUUGGUACUCUACCCCAAUUAAGUGUUUGAUGAACAUCCAACAUUGAAUAUGGCUAAAAGUAAUGGCUGGUAAAUCAAAAGUCACCAUCUUCAUUGCAAUGUCAAAUUUUGUUGCCCUCAAUAAUUAUUAUAGGCAUAGAAAGGUCAAAAUUUAAAUACAUAUACAUUAAUUUUAAUUUGAAAUAAAAGCAUGUUUGGAAUAUACUUCCAUUAGCAGAAAUGAUUCUAGCAAAAGUUGUUUCAGUAGAAUAUUUACAUAUGCAACAUGUAACUAGAGGAUUACCUAUCAAACACCAGCUUGAAUAGCUGGCGGUGGUAUAUAUUUGUAAUUUGUGUCAUACAAACCACUGCUGACUCUCUGAGGUGUGGCAUUUGAAUGCUGGUUCAUGGGGCACAAACAGCAUAUGUGCGUAUGUCGCUUAACAACAGUAAUCGAUUGUACUAGAAGUAUUUUUGCUGACAGAAGUAUAUUACUUCUAUUUAAAAUGUAAAAGCACCCAUGCACGUUUCAAUUUUGACAUCUCUAUCCCUUUAAAGAGAGCUUCAGUUUGUUCCGUGACCAGGGAAGACUUGUGUGCUGACUAUGCCAAUAUGCGCUGCCAGGUUUAUGUAUGAGGACUCUUGAUAAGCUCUGACGUGAUACAACACGACUGUUCUCAGUCACAAAAUGACAAAGUACAACAAAACUGGCUUUACAAUGAAGGAAAAAUUGUUUUUGAUUUGUCAGAACUUUUUAAAAGCAAAAUUACAAUAAAAAAAUGGCCUUUUGUCAUGGCUGAAAAAAAUUAAAUAUAAAAAGACACUUAUAGUAGAUCUGGUAUGUUUCAAAACCAUAUAAAGUCUAAAAGAAAGUACAUUUUAAUGAUAUAAUAUUGAUAAUUCAUAUCCAUUUAGUGGAACGAUUUUAAAACUCAAGAAAAGGUAAAUUUCACCAAAUGGAUAAUUUGAUUAAAGGGACACUAAACAUUACAACUGCAUUGAGUUGCAUACAGUGAACAAAAAACCCUCUCCCUUCUGGCCAUUUAAGGACUUUUUUAUGGCAGCAGGUGGUAAAGCCAGGAGCUAGCCGUACCACACGCCCCGUUGAAACUAAGUGGAGCACACUCCCACGUCUCUGGUCAAGCUUCCGUGCGAUAUUGAAGACUGUGUGUGUGUGGCAUGAGUAACUGAAGCAGAAACACGUUUUGCUUACUUUCAAUGGGGCUGGUGAUACGGGUCCUAACUGUACUACCCACUGGCAGUUUCUUAAAGGGACAGUCUACUUGAAAUGUUUUAUUGUUUAAAAAGAGAGAACAUCCUUUAUUACCCAUUCCCCAGUUUUGUAUAAUCAACACUGUUAUAUUAAUACACUUUUUACCUCUGUGAUCUUGUAUCUAAGCUUCUGCCACCUGCCCCCUAUCUCAGUUCUUUUGACAUACAUGCAUUUUAGCUAAUAAGUGCUGACUCAUAAAUAACUCAAUGGCAGUCAGCACAAUGUUAUCUAUAUGGCACACACGAGCAAGCAUUGUCUAACUGUGAAACACUGUCAAAGUGCACUGAGAUAAGGGCUUAGAAAUCAUUUUAUGAGUCUACCUAGGUAUAGCUUUUAGCAAAGAAUACCAAGAGAACUAGGCUAUCUCUGCAUUCAUUUCAAGGCAGUGAAGCCCAUGCUAAUAUUUAAUGUCCCUUUAAGCAGUUAUUGGUAAAAGUUGUCACAUAUAACAAUGUUCUAUUAGACGUAAUUAUGUUGUUGAACAGAUAAGUAGAGGCCAAGCGAAUUCAUCCGAUAUUCCCUUUCCACGUGUUAUUUUAAUAUUCUUAUCACUUCUUCGUAUAAAUAUUUAUUACAUAAAUCACAGCUGAAUGGUUUAAACUCUUGUCUGUUAGAGAAAUAGAAUGCGUGUAAGGCGCUUAGGUAUAGGGUUUGUAUUAUUUUAUUCUCAUGCUGAUUGAAUGUGUUUUUUUUUCCAGUGAACAUUAAAUGAUCUUUUCCUUUAUUAAUAAAUAAAAGAGGUAAAAUUAAA
This is a messenger RNA of Bombina bombina (fire-bellied toad), 4487 nucleotides long. It is a transcript of the gene NSG1, whose product is annotated as neuronal vesicle trafficking associated 1. The transcript has 5 exons. The record is from RefSeq and is a predicted model, not a curated record. Gene Ontology annotation, cellular component: endosome; membrane. Gene Ontology annotation, molecular function: clathrin light chain binding. The coding region runs from base 163 to 720 and encodes 185 amino acids. Gene Ontology annotation, biological process: G protein-coupled dopamine receptor signaling pathway; endosomal transport; clathrin coat assembly. NCBI's taxonomy places the organism in Eukaryota, Metazoa, Chordata, Amphibia, Anura, Bombinatoridae.